Mus pahari (shrew mouse) is the source of this 1287-nucleotide messenger RNA. It is a transcript of the gene Foxi2, whose product is annotated as forkhead box I2. Gene Ontology annotation, molecular function: DNA-binding transcription factor activity, RNA polymerase II-specific; RNA polymerase II cis-regulatory region sequence-specific DNA binding. Gene Ontology annotation, biological process: regulation of transcription by RNA polymerase II; anatomical structure morphogenesis; cell differentiation. The transcript is spliced from 2 exons. The record is from RefSeq and is a predicted model, not a curated record. The coding region runs from base 43 to 1050 and encodes 335 amino acids. Lineage: Eukaryota; Metazoa; Chordata; Mammalia; Rodentia; Muridae.
GGCUCAGGUCAGGAGUGUGAGGGCAGGGUGAAUGGAGCUCCCAUGAGCUUCAGCACGGAGCCACCUGCACCGGCCCAGGCCCAGGCCCAGGCCGGGGGAGAGUUGGACAUGGCUGGGUUCUGCGACGGCCUGGGCUCCUGCUCGGUCCCGCACGGCCUGACCCGGGCCAUCGCGCAUCCCCCGAGCUACAGCCGAGAGGAUCUGAGCUCUGGCCGGCGCCUGUGGGUGAACUCGGUCGCGCUCAGCCCGGCGCCCUACGCGACAGGACCAGGACCUGCUCCAUCCUACGCUGCAGCGACUCUCGCCGUCCCGGGUUCGCUUCUCGGCGUGUCAGGCGGUCUGGCAGGCGCCGAUCUCGCGUGGCUGAGCCUGUCCGGACAGCAGGAGCUGCUGAGGCUGGUCCGGCCGCCCUACUCCUACUCAGCGUUGAUCGCCAUGGCCAUCCAAAGCGCGCCGCUACGCAGGUUGACGCUCAGCCAGAUCUACCAGUAUGUGGCAGGCAACUUCCCCUUCUAUAAGCGCAGCAAGGCGGGCUGGCAGAACUCCAUCCGCCACAACCUGUCGCUCAAUGAUUGCUUCAAGAAAGUGCCCCGAGAUGAGAACGACCCAGGAAAAGGCAAUUAUUGGACGCUGGACCCAAACUGUGAGAAGAUGUUUGACAAUGGGAACUUCCGAAGGAAGAGGAGACGGAGAGGAGAGACUAGCGAGGCCUCUGUGCCCGGAGCCAGCAGUACAGAGGGAGCUGCACUGGAGCCCCGUGGCUCCGCUCCCCAGGACCUGCAGACCUCACCAUCCCCUCCAGCACCCGAGGCCACCACCACUUGCCUUUCAGGCUUCUCCACAGCCAUGGGAGCCCUGGCCAGCAGCUUUGGCACCCUCCCUGAUGGUCUGGCCCAUGACUUUUCUUUGCGGAGACCACCACCAACUGUGGCUGCCCACAGUCCUCAGAUUCCUAACACCGUGCCUGGCUUCGCUCCGGGCCAUCAGACUGGGGCUACUGGCUUUAGGGUGGGGCACCUCAUCUACAGCCGGGGUGGGACUGAAGUUUGAAGGAAGGCUGGAGACUGGUCAGGUCCUCUGUUCCAACAUUGAGCUAAGGUCCUGAAUCAGUCCCUCCUGGGAGCCCCACAGGUGCUGCAUAGGCGGAGCUCCUGUGUGAACUGGCGGAGGCAGGUAGAGCUUGCUGUGUACCCAUCAACCAGAGGAAAUAUACCCUCUUCUUAAGCUGUUUCUCUGCCUAUAGAUCCAGCUCUGGGCUCUCUGACAGAGCGCCCCAGAGAGCCUUCU